Molecule: messenger RNA, 234 nt
Organism: Linderina pennispora
Lineage: Eukaryota; Fungi; Kickxellomycota; Kickxellomycetes; Kickxellales; Kickxellaceae
Product: aspartate aminotransferase
Exons: 2
Coding region: 1-234 (77 amino acids)
Biological process (GO): L-aspartate catabolic process; biosynthetic process
Cellular component (GO): mitochondrion
Molecular function (GO): pyridoxal phosphate binding; L-aspartate:2-oxoglutarate transaminase activity
Source: RefSeq, a predicted model, not a curated record
AUGGCCGACCGCAUCAUCGGCAUGCGCAAGCAGCUGCGCGGCCAAGCCGUGGACCACAUUACUGACCAAAUCGGCAUGUUCUGCUACACGGGUCUCAAGCCCGAGCAGGUCGACCGUCUGGCCCAGGAAUUCCAUGUGUACCUGACCCGCGAUGGCCGCGUGUCGAUGGCUGGCAUCUCGAGCGGCAACGUCAACUAUCUGGCCGAGUCCAUCCAUGCGGUCACCAAGGACUAA